Tachyglossus aculeatus (Australian echidna) is the source of this 2117-nucleotide messenger RNA. It is a transcript of the gene RTN2, whose product is annotated as reticulon 2. NCBI's taxonomy places the organism in Eukaryota, Metazoa, Chordata, Mammalia, Monotremata, Tachyglossidae. The coding region runs from base 8 to 1570 and encodes 520 amino acids. The transcript is spliced from 11 exons. The record is from RefSeq and is a predicted model, not a curated record.
GGGGGCCAUGGGGCAGGUGCUGCCGGGUUUCGCCCACUGCAAAGAAGCUCCAUCCACGGCCUCUUCCACGCCGGACUCCACGGACGGUGCCAACGACGACUCCGACAUCCGCGAGCUGCUCACCGCCCGCGAGUUCUCCGAGGACGAGGAAGACGAGACCCCGUCGGUGGACUGGGCCUCGGCCCGGGAGCUGACCUUCUCCUACAUCGCCUUCGGGGGGGACGGCGGGGCGGCGGGGGCGGCGGGGGGCCGGCGAGACCGAGACCCGGCCCAAGCGCGCCGGCCCAAGGGCCCGGACCGCUCAGGGCCGCGGGAGCCGGGGCCACCGGGCCUGGGGGACGGCCUGGGGGACGGCCUGGGGGACAGCCUGGAGAGCAUCCCCAGCCUCAGCCAGUCUCCGGAGGCCGAGCGCCGCGCCCCGCCGGGGGCCCGGGAUCUCCGCCACCCUCCUCGGGGCCCAGACCCCCCUCGCCAUCAGCGGCUGCCGCAGCUGGACUGGGACCCUCGCGGGACGCCCCAGGAUGGGGGUCAACCCUGGGACUCCGCAGGCUCCCGCCCCCUCACUCCCGAGCCACCCCAGGAUCUCGGGGCCCUGGAGCUGGGAGAGACCAGCCAAGCUGGGCGCCCGUGGCCCCCACCAUCGGGGCUCCUGUUGCCGGAGGCCUUAACUCCCCAGCCCGACCCCGGGCCCCAGACCCCGCCGACCCCGCCUUCGCCCGGGCCCCGCACCCAGGACUCUUGGGAGGAGGCUGAGGAAAUGGAGGAAGAGGAGGAAGCCGAGGAUGCAGGCAGCCUGCCGGAACUGGAACCAAUGACGAUGCAGCUCCGGGAUGGAAACUCCCAAUCAGGGGUCAGUCUGGAAAGGCCCGUCCUCGCUGUCCCCCCCCCCCCCCGUCCCCGGUCCACCCGCUCUGUGGGCAACAGCAGGACUCCCGGUCUAGAACAGCCAGCGCGGCCCACAGCCGGAGCAGAGAUGGGCAGCAAAGUGGCGGACCUGGUGUACUGGCGGGACACGCGCACGUCCGGCCUGGUGUUCACGGGCCUCAUGGUGUCCCUGCUCUGCCUCCUGCACUUCAGCAUUAUCUCUGUGGCCUCCCACGUGGCCCUGGCCCUGCUCGGGGGCGCCAUCUCUCUCAGGGUUUACCGCAAGGUGCUGCAGGCCGUGCACCGCUCUGAUGGGGCCAACCCCUUCCAGGCCUACCUGGACGUAGACCUGGCGCUAAAUCGGGAGCAGACUGAGCGCUAUGCGCAACAGAUCGCCACCCACGUGGUCUCCACGGCCACGCUGCUGCGGCACCUCUUCCUGGUGGAGGACAUCGUGGACUCUCUUAAGCUGGCGCUCCUGUUCUACAUCCUGACCUUCGUGGGAGCUGUGUUCAAUGGGCUGACCCUCCUCAUUAUGGGUGUCAUCAGUGUCUUCACGUUCCCGCUGCUGUACAGACAGCACCAGGCCCAGAUCGACCAGUACGUGGGAUUAGUGACGAACCAGCUGAGCCACAUCAAGGCCAAGAUCCGAGCUAAGAUCCCAGGGGUCGGAGCCGUGGCCAGUUCCAAAGCCAAAGCCGAAUAAGCCGCCACCUCCCGCCUGGCCGAUCCGAUGGCCCUCCAGCUGCGGAUGACCCCGGUUCCGCCCCUCCUAACGGUUUCUGGUCUCUACAGCCCGGGCCCAGCCGACCCUCCCCGCCCCGGGGGAAACGACAGGCCCAGGCCACUGGAUGCACCUGCCUUCCCUUCCCUUCCCUCUUUCCUUUCCCCUUUCCUUUCCUUUCCUUUCCCUUCCCUUCUUCCCUUUGCAGGGGUGCAGUCCGGCGGCGGGGCAGGGUGGGUUUGGGGAAUGUUUGCAUUUGGGAAUGGAUGGAGGGGGACUGCAGGGGCGGCCGGGCCCUCUGCCCGGACUACACUUCCCAAAAGGCCUUGCGGCAGAAGCCGGGGCAGGCGAGGCGCUUUGGCCGCUCGGCAUGCUGGGAUUUGUAGUUCUUUAGCAGCGGGGCCCGAGCGUCGAGGCCCACCCGCAGCCUCCCUCCUGCUUCUCCUCAGGGCGUGGGUGCGGGGCUGCCGGGGGUUGCGGGUUUUGCGGGGCGCCCAGAGCUUGGAUUUACACUUUAAUAAAAACUCUU